AUGACCAGUGUGAAAGACUCCAUCACUAUUGACAGAGGGCUGGCACAGAAUGUUGAAAAGAUCCAUGGAGUUAACCCUGUGUUUUUGAUAGACAAAAUUCUCAGGGAAAAAAUCUUAGAUAGUCUGUUUUGGAAAAAACACUGCUUUCUACUAGAUAUUCUGGAACUGCAAGAUCUUGCAAGUGAAGUGGAGAUUAUUGGCACAUACGACACCAAUCAAAACUCUAGAGCAACCGACUAUAUUUGUCUGUUACUGAAAAUGCUACAGUUACAGCCGAAAGACGAGAUAGUGAUAUACAUGUUGACCCAACCCUAUUUCAAGUAUGUGACAGCUCUGGCAGCGUUGUAUAUUCGGUUGGUUUUCCCUUCUGUGAGAGUUUAUCAGUUGUUAGAGCCGUUAUUGAAUGACUAUAGAAAACUGCGAAUAAGAAAGCACGGCAACGCUGACUUGACCUACGUGGAUCAGCUGGUAGAUGAGUUAUUAACUGAGGAGAAGUUUUGUGGGUUAACACUACCCAGAUUGGUCAACCGAUUGCGACUGGAGGAUGACGGUCUACUAGACCCUAGAGAAAGUGAACUACAGAGCGAGUUAGAAAAUGAGGAAGAUGAUAUUGGGGGUUGA
Molecule: messenger RNA, 621 nt
Organism: Komagataella phaffii GS115
Lineage: Eukaryota; Fungi; Ascomycota; Pichiomycetes; Pichiales; Pichiaceae
Exons: 1
Coding region: 1-621 (206 amino acids)
Cellular component (GO): precatalytic spliceosome
Source: RefSeq, a predicted model, not a curated record